AUGCCACCCGCCAAACCAGAUCCACCCAAACUCAGUUUGACGGCAGUCCGACAACGGUCGCUCAGCGUUCCCGGAUGUCGGGAACUUCCAAGUACCAAUCCCACCACGAUACUGAGUUUUGUCGUCGGUUUGGACGAACAAGACAGCAAACAAUUGGCUAGAAUCAACGUUUUUUUGCAAUCUGGCACGAUAGGCACAUCACGCGUCCUCAAUGGAACCGUCCGACAAACCUUUCGACGGAAUGUGACUUCUUUGGAUACGGUGGGACGCUUGCUUCGACAUCCCGAAAAGCUAGUGGAAAUUGACAAUGCCUUGGUCAGCUUUGAUGAUAACAAGAAUGCUACUGUACAUCAGCAACAGCAAUCAUUGAAAAAGCAAGCGGAAUUGGCCGAGGUUGGCCAUUGCAUUCUACAAGUGGAAAAGGAGAAAUUGGAAAAACAUUUGAGUGAUUUGAUGGUGGCUGCGCAUGACAAUAACAUCAACACUGACAAGAAGAAUGCGUUUGCGAAACAAAAACCACAACAACCACAACAAAAGAACAAGGAACCACCAGCACCAACAAAACCAGUCAAGCGGAACGCCCACAGCAACAAUGAAACGGAUGAUGACAGUGACGACGGAUCCCACUCUUCCGGCGAGUCGUCCUUGGAUGGACUAGAGUUUCAAUUUAGUCUCCCAGAAGAUGUCAUGACACAAGUAGAUCAAUGUCUGAGGGACAUUCAAAAGUUGGACAAGAUUGUCACGGGAGUUGCCACCAAUGGAGAAGGUACGGUCUUUUUGUAUGGCAAUGGAGGUGUCGCCUAUACUCCCAGUAUUCCAAAAGCCUUAUAUCAAAAGUUACGGAAUUUGCGGAAUACCAACCUAAAGGCACGUCCCAGUUAUAUUGCCGUGGGUACCAAAAACCGAUAUUUUGUGGCAUUUCAUGAUGGCACGGCGGAUUGGAAGGCCCCCAAGGCCUUGGACAGGAUUUUGAAAAAGUGCAUUUCCGACCAAAAAAUGCCACGGUCGGUUUCGUUUGGAAAGACAUUUGAUACCUUUUUUGUAGUAUUUCAUGACGGUUCUUGGCAAUAUCAAGGACGAGGGAUUCCUGAAUCCUUGGAAGAAAAGCUAGAAGAACGGGAUUGUCGUGCCGAUCUAAUGACUGUCAAUCUGGGUCCGGAAGGAGAAUGGUUCCUCAAGGCCAAGAAUGGAAGAAUGUGGUGGAAUGAAAUAUCCGAGGAACUGGAUGGAGAAAUCAAUGAUAUUUUGGAUUCGGGAAAAUAUCUACACAAUAUGGACUUUGGAGACGGCGGAAGCUUCUUUUUGAGCUUUCAUGAAUAG
This is a messenger RNA of Cylindrotheca closterium, 1320 nucleotides long. NCBI's taxonomy places the organism in Eukaryota, Bacillariophyta, Bacillariophyceae, Bacillariales, Bacillariaceae. The record is from the annotation of a GenBank genome assembly.